UAUAUUUCUUGUGUGAAUAUAUAUUUCCUGUAAGAAAUUGUAUAGUCCAAAGGUUUCUAGGACUGAUUUCUUAAGUUGGCUCAAUAAUGAUAGUGAAGGGGGAUAAUAUUUAAUCAGUUAAAAUAACCUGCACUGGUACAUUAUGGGAUAUGCCUGGUUAAGUUGGCAACCCAAGUUUUUUUUAGCAAUUGUAGGGAAUCAUGCCUCUUUACUUCUAUUUCUUAACAAUCACAAUUUUUUUUUUCUUUUUAAAGAGCUUAGGCUAUGGCUACACGGGUCUGAUUCUCAGCCUGCAGGUAAACACAGGCUAAGAAUCAGUCCCUAUGUUCUUAUCAGACUUCACAUGUGCAUGUACUCAGAUCCACUGUGUCGCCCUUGGUGCAGGCACACAGAGGAGACUUCACAACUAAAAUGCAUCAGCCGCAUAUGGUUGUAGCCUUAAACUUGUUUUCCAGAUCUUUUACAGUAAAUGAAAUGAUUCUACCAGUCCAGUAAAUUGACUACACAAUGGCCAUUUUACAGGAAAAUCACAGAAGUGUGUCCCAUACCAUUAAGCUCUGUGGGAAGCAUUAACAUAAUUUACACAAGACUAACUUAAAACAAUUGCUCUGUGGGCUUGUUCACACUUUUCUAACAACUCUUAUGUCUCUUCCCAGGGGGGAAAAGAUUUGUAAUUCCUAAAUAGGUUUGGGGGUAGGGUAUUCAAUGGCCUAUAUAUAGACAAUGCAAGCCUGACUAGCCUAGGUGACACUUGACUACUGGAAAGUUAAAGGGGAGAUCUGACAGUCUGCCAAGUACAUUAGUACUUGUAUAUAUGUAAUUCUGAUAUAGAUACAACAUCUAUACACAGUGGUUUAACCAGGUAGAUCAGGCUCAAAUUUAGGAAUAGGAGCUAAAUAAGAACUCUUUCAAUGUGAUUGUUACAAACAAUUGCUAAGGUGGAGAUUUUUGUGUAUGGUAAGCAAAACACGAGAAAUGAAGUCUGAUGCUUUUGGAACUUCGGAACUACAGAAUAUGUCUCAGAAGACAACUUUCACCCAAGUUGCAAGGAUUCACAUAGUGUAUAUCUUACUUCUGGUGCUCCUAAAUAUUUUGCCAGUGGCUCUGCUUCCCUUAUCUCUGAAGGAGGGAAAAGUUUCUGUUAAUGAUGCCAAAGUUCCCAAGGUUGUGUCUGAGGCUAUUCAGAAACUCCAGGAAGUGUUUGCUUUUGGGGAGGUGCCCCUGAAUAUUCUACCAGAAAAGAAGCCCCCUCAGUUCAUGUUGGAGCUGUACAGCCGAGUGGCAAGUCCAGAUGGCAGCACCAAAGCACCUGGGCUCCUGCAGGGCAACAUUGUCAGAAGUUUUGAGAACAAAGCAUACUCAGAGUCAGGUGAACCUCUUUUUUUCUUCAACAUCUCAUCUAUGGGGAGCAGAGAGAAAAUGUUAAAGGCAGAGCUUCGAGUGUUUAAGUGGAAGCCUCUUAGGAUAGUUCCCAGGCACCAUUUUUGCAAGGUGGAUGUAUAUGAACUUAUAGACAGUGCCACAAGGCCAUGGAGGGGUAAUUUAAUUUCCUCUCGCCUGCUGCCACUACAAUAUCAGGGCUGGGAGAUGUUCAAUGUUACUCAAACGGUCUCAAAGUGGAUUGGUGACAACAAGACAAAUCAUGGCUUCCUUGUGAUGUUCACACUGACCUCUGGCAAUUUCCUAGAGGUGGAUCUCUUAGCCUUCACCAGGCAUCAGCCAGACAGCAAAAGGUCUUACCUUGUUCUCUUUAGUGAUGAUGGGAGAAGAGGAACCCCUAACAGCUUUACAUCAUCGCAGAAUAUGAACGAUGCAGGUUUCCUACUUCCAUCAUCUGAAGACUCAUCAGUUUUCCUGCCUACACCACACAAGUUUCCACUAGUGGUGGAACUAUCCAAGAGUCGAAAAAUUAGAGAAGCUUUCAUAGAAAAACAACCACUAUGCCAACGUAGACCCCUUUAUGUUGAUUUUGAGGAGAUAGGAUGGACAGGAUGGAUCAUCUCUCCAAAAGGAUAUAAUGCCUACCACUGCAAGGGAACUUGCCUCUUCCCUCUGGGGCAGGGGUUGGGUGCUACCAACCAUGCUACAGUUCAGUCCAUUGUCCAUGCUCUUAAACUCAACAAAGACAUUGGAACUCCAUGUUGUGUUCCUGAUGAGCUGAACUCCAUUAACCUACUUUAUUUUGAUGAUGAGGAAAAUGUUGUUCUCAAGCAAUACAAUGACAUGAUUGCUGUCAGCUGUGGAUGCCAUUAAGAUUUGGAAAAGAAUGGAUAAACAUUGACACAGAGAGAAAUAUAUUGACUGUUUUGUGAGCAACCAGAUAAUAAGUAAACACUAAAAGCCUGUGGACAGUUUACAUUAUCUAUAUACCUGCCUGGUCAGGAUUUCUGUUGCUACCCUGGGGAUUUCAUGUUUCGGAAUAUCAAAUAUCACAUAUGCAGACUUUUCCUGUUCUCACAGUUGUUGCAGACAUGAGUAUAUCUAACUACAGAUAUAGAGCUUUACAUUUGUUUCAGGGUUAAGACAGAUGAUUUCCAUGAUUACAAAAAAUGUGAACACUCUUGAGGAUAAGAUACUUCCGAAAAAAUGGGUUUUAGAAUAUGACGCACACUAAAUAUAUUUGUUUUUAAAUCAAAUUAAAUAUAUUUUAUUUUCUAUGUUAAUAAAUCCUGAUAUUGAUAAAACAUAAAA
This is a messenger RNA of Xenopus tropicalis (tropical clawed frog), 2691 nucleotides long. RefSeq names its product antidorsalizing morphogenetic protein 2 (gene admp2). Gene Ontology annotation, cellular component: extracellular region. Gene Ontology annotation, molecular function: growth factor activity. The coding region runs from base 955 to 2253 and encodes 432 amino acids. NCBI's taxonomy places the organism in Eukaryota, Metazoa, Chordata, Amphibia, Anura, Pipidae. The record is from RefSeq and is a predicted model, not a curated record. The transcript has 5 exons.